AUGUCAGUUGGUCAUCCAGGAACGGGAAAAUCACCUGCCAUAGAGACAGUGCUGGCCACACUUCGAGACAUAGACACCAUCUCAAAGGAGACCCUUGUCAGCACCACAACAUCGUCCGGACUUGUGAAAACCAUUUCUAAGCAAGGUAAAGCCGUCGUUGUCUCCCCCGAAAUAUUUGAUAUUUUGAACAAACUCCUCAAAAACGACGAAGAUAACGCCACUAGUGACGUACAGCUGCUAUGCAAAUUAUGGAGUGGAGAAUCUGCAUCCUACCAUUUCGCGACAGAGGCUAUGCGAGAAAUUGAUUCCAACUCCGCAUUCUCCGCUCUUGGUUCAACCCAGAUCCAAAAUGCAGCGAUUCUAAUUUUUAGAAUGGACAAAGGCCACGGUCUUCUAGAUCGCUUCUUAAUUACUGUUCCAAACACGCGAAAGCUGACACCGGAAAAAGAAGAAGAAGGAACACAUUAUCUAGCAGACCUUCCCCUACAAGAUUUCGUGUCACUCUUUGCAGCAAUCUACGCCGCCCACUAG
This is a messenger RNA of Porites lobata, 531 nucleotides long. NCBI's taxonomy places the organism in Eukaryota, Metazoa, Cnidaria, Anthozoa, Scleractinia, Poritidae. The record is from the annotation of a GenBank genome assembly.